This is a messenger RNA of Hyla sarda, 1207 nucleotides long. Its product is annotated as transcription initiation factor TFIID subunit 4-like. Bases 17 to 1207 code for a protein of 396 amino acids. The record is from RefSeq and is a predicted model, not a curated record. The transcript has 2 exons. Lineage: Eukaryota; Metazoa; Chordata; Amphibia; Anura; Hylidae.
GUCCGCGGCCUGAAGGAUGGAGAGAAUGGAGUUCAGUCAGCCCGGACCCAGCUCGGCCACUAAUCCAGCAGACGCCGUACAAGAGCUGUAUGUGCGGCUGCUGGAGAAAGCGGAGGCAGCCGGGGGAGAGGAAUGGCUCCGUAGAUGCCUGAGCCUGUCACUCACCGGUGAAAGCAGCAGCGCGGUUGCCGGAGAAGCGCCAUCCCUGGGAGCAGCGUCGGGGACGGCGAGUCCUGGGCCGGAAGUCGCUCCGUCGCCGGUGUCUGACGUCGGCGUCGCAAGGGCCGGAAGUGACGCUGGGGCGGUGCCGGUGACCGGAGGUGACCCAGGGCCUGUUCCGGCGGCGCCCGUAGUGGAGCGGCGUUCAAAGAGGCAGGCCAGCCGGCAGAGGAAGCGCUAUGCCCCGACCGUGGCCAGCGGGGGCAGAGGACCGGGAGACAGGGGUCGGCAGAGCGGACAGAGGCGUCGGGAUGGACGGGGUCACCAGUCAGUAGCUACCCAGCGGCAGCCUGCGGCGGUAGGGGGUUCUUCAGUUGGUCCAGCAGCUCCCACCCCCCCGGCCCGUGAUGCCAGUGCGGGUUCCUCUGCAUUGCGCAGGUCUGCCCCCCCUUUGGGCGCUGGCAGGGAGCUGGUCUCCUUUCACCCCCCUGUGAAUCCUGGAUCUCUGCCUCCUGUACUUCCAGUGGCUGAUACAUCUGCUGAGCCGGCCAUGGGUGAGUGCAGCAAUGCGGGUCACAGUGCUCAGGCUGGGAUGGAUGCUUUAAAUAACUUGCCAGGUAGUCAAUUGUUAUCUGGGAUGGCGGCUUUAUUUAAUAUGUUGGCUGCCAUUCCGGGUAAUAAUACCGGGGCUGUAAAGGCUAAUGCUGGGCAGUCAUGCGCCGCAGCCUGGGUUAAUCCACCCACAGCUAGUGGGGGGGAUCCUGCGAGGUCUAGUUCCGUUUCCUCUCAGCUGUCUAGUGCAUCUGUCUUGGAUGUUGCUAACUCAGUCGUGUCUGCUACUAAUGAGAGUCCUGUUAGUGUGGUUGCCACGGUUACUAAUCCUUCUGUUUCCAAACAGGAUGUUGCGUCAGUCUCGUCUGUUUCUAAUAUUCCUGUGAUGUCCCAAUCUGUCCCGGAGAUUUGUUUGAAAGAAGCGAUUACAUGUGAGGUGUCGCCACUAGGGUACCAUUUAGCGUUAUCUGUAAAAGAAAAAAAUUUGGAAAGGUGA